This is a messenger RNA of Plasmodium relictum, 2814 nucleotides long. It is a transcript of the gene RPN1, whose product is annotated as 26S proteasome regulatory subunit RPN1, putative. The record is from RefSeq and is a predicted model, not a curated record. Bases 1 to 2814 code for a protein of 937 amino acids. Gene Ontology annotation, molecular function: enzyme regulator activity. The transcript has 4 exons. Gene Ontology annotation, biological process: regulation of protein catabolic process; proteasome-mediated ubiquitin-dependent protein catabolic process. Gene Ontology annotation, cellular component: proteasome complex; proteasome regulatory particle, base subcomplex; nucleus. NCBI's taxonomy places the organism in Eukaryota, Apicomplexa, Aconoidasida, Haemosporida, Plasmodiidae.
AUGACAGCAGAAGAUAAAAAAGCAGUUUUAAUUAAAGUCCCUGUAAAGGAUACAGAUGAAAAGAGAAGAAAAUUAAAUGCAAAAAUUAAGAAAGAAGAAUUAAAUGAAGAAGAAAAGAAAAAAAAGGAGGAAUUGGAAUUGCUAAUUACUAGAUUAAAAGAUGAUGAUAUAAAUGUAGUAAAUUUAUCGAUUAAUUUAUUAAAUAAAGAAAUUAUUGAUACUAGUGGAAUUUUAACUUCUUUGCUAGCUUUAAAAGUUUUAAAAACACAUUAUAAUACAUUAAUAGAAAUACAUAAUGAAAUGAAAUUUGAAGAAUGUAAAAGAAAAUUAAGCAAUAUGAUAAGUGCUUUAUCUACCACAAUAGGGGAUGAAAAUAAUAUCGUAAAAUAUGUUAUAUCUGGAAAUAAAAAAGAUAUAAUAAAUUAUGGGCAUGAGUAUAUAAAGAACUUAAUUACUAAAUUAUUAGCUGAAUAUAAAAAUAUAAAAGAAGAAGAAGCAAAUUUAAAUACUAAUGCAACAACAAAGAAUGUUACAGUAAAUCAUAUAUAUGAAUUAGUAAACAUUAUUGUUCCUUAUUCUUUUAGUCAUAAUACUGAAUAUGAGGCCAUUGAUUUAUUAAUAGAAGUAGAUAAAAUAAAUGAUAUUUAUUUAUAUGUUGAUGAAAAAUCUUGUGAUAGAUCUAUAUUGUAUUUGUCAAACUUGACGCACUAUAGCUCAUCCACAGAAGAGUAUUAUAAAUUAAUGAAUGUGAUACUAAAUAUAUUAAAAAAACAUAAAAGGCAUAUAGAAUGUUUAAAAAUAUUAUUAAGAUUAAAUAAAAUAGAUAAAAUUAAAGAAUUAAUAUUUGAGUGUGGAGAUAUUUUAAUAUGUAAACAAAUAGCUCUAAUAUGCUCAAGACAUUGUGUUUAUUUAGAAUUUACUGAAGAAGAAAAGUCAAAAUAUCCAAAUUUGAAUUUAACACAAAUAUCUAAUUUAUCAUCAGGGGAACACUUAUCGUCCAUUUUUUUAAAAUUAGCCAAAGAUUUAGAUGUAGAAGAACCCAAAUUACCAGAAGAUGUUUAUAAAACCCAUUUAGAAGAAAAAAGAAAUACAAGUGUAUGGGACUCUGCAAAACAAAAUUUGUCUUCAACAUUUGUUAAUGCAUUUGUAAACGCUGGUUUUUGUAAAGAUAAAUUAAUGACUGUUAAUUCCUCUUUAUGGCUUUUUAAAAAUAAGGAAUAUGGAUUAAUGAGUGCAACUGCAUCAAUGGGAUUACUAUUAUUGUGGAAUAUCGAUGAAGGAUUAUCUCAAAUUGAUAAAUUUCAAUAUAGUAGUGAUCAGUAUGUAAAGUCAGGUGCUUUAAUGGCAUUUGGAUUGGCCUGCACGAAUAUAAAAAAUGAAUGUGAUCCUGCAUAUGCUUUGUUAUCUGAACAUAUAGAUGCACAAAAUGUAAUGGAAAAAAUUGGUGCUAUUUUAGGUUUUGGCUAUGCUUAUGCUGGUACUAAUAGAGAAAAUUUGUUAGACGUUUUAAUUCCACCUUUAGUUGAUAAUGGUUGUAUUAUUGAAUGCAGUGUUUUUGCUGCUUUAUCUUUAGGUUUAGUUUUUGUUGGAUCACAAAAUAGAGAAAUUGCUGAAUAUAUCAUUGAUACCGUUUUAGAAAAAGAAAAAAUAAACAAUUCUUUGGAUUCACCAAUAGCAAAAUUGUAUGCUGUUGCUUUAGGACUCUUAUUUCUUUGUUCAAGAGAAAAAUGUGAAGCUACAUUGUCUGCCUUGGAAAUUAUUAAACAUCCUAUUUCAAAAUAUAUGAUUGCAACAGUAGAAGGAAUGGCUUUUGCAGGAUCUAAUGAUGUUCUGAAGGUUCAAAAGAUGUUGCAAUUGUUAGUUGAAAAACGAAAUGAUAAAAAAAUUAAUACUGAAAAUAAAGUUAAUACAGAUAACAAAAAUGUAAAUGUAGAUAACAAAAAAAAUAACACUAACAAAAAUGUAAAAAGUAAUGAUGCAAAAAAUACAAACAGUAAUAAUUAUGUAGAGGAUAAUUUAGAUCAAUGUGUAGCUAUUUUGAACAUUGCACUCAUAGCCUUAACUGAUGAUAUAAGUUCAGAAAUGACAACACGAAUUAUUGAUCAUUUUUUACAAUAUUCUAAUGUAAAUCAAAAAAAAGCUGUUCCAUUAGCUUUGGCAUUAUUAUUUACAUCAUUUCCAAAACCAAAUAUUGUAGACAUUUUAUCAAAAUUAACGCAUGAUCAAGAUCCUGAUGUUGCUUUGCAUGCUAUCAUCUCGUUAGGAUUUGUUGGUGCAGGAACAAAUAAUUCAAGAAUAGCUAUUUUAUUGAGACAAUUAUCCGCUUUUUAUUGCAAAGAUACCAAUGCUAUUUUUGUUGUGAGAUUAGCUCAAGGUUUGUUAUAUAUGGGGAAAGGAUUAUUAACUAUUAAUCCUUUGCAUUCUAAUCGUUCAAUUAUUAACUAUGUUUCAUUAGGAUCUUUAUUAGUAACAAUACAUGCUUGUUUGCAACUGAAAUCAACAAUAUUAGGCAAAUAUCAUUACUUGCUUUAUCAUUUAGUACCUUGUAUUUAUCCAAGAAUGCUUGUAACUGUUAAUGAAAAUUUAGAACCAUUACCAGUGUCUGUCCGUGUUGGACAGGCUGUUGAUGUUGUUGGGCAAGCAGGAAAACCAAAAACAAUAACAGGAUUUCAAACUCAUGUUACCCCAGUUUUAUUAUUACACACAGAUAGAGCAGAAAUAGCAACAGAAGAAUAUAUACCCAUCAAUGACACUUUAGAAGGAAUAGUUAUUCUAAAAAAAGAUCCAAAUUACAUUCCUCCAGCAAUUAAUUAA